GGGGCUUCUAAUUGCAGGGAUACAGUGGUUGUUUAAUCGGAGGUCGCACGAGAUCUUGAGAAACUUUGACUACAGUGGCAGUAUCAUGCAAAAACAGUUCUAACUGAAGGGAAACUGUUUCUUAGCAUUUAAGUUGUUAGACAAUGGCUGAUCUAAGGCAAUUUCAGCAAGAUCUAUUGGCAAACUUCUCAAUUUUGCUAAUAACUUGAUAGAUGUGACAAUCACUAUGCACAGUUCUGAAAGACUGUGUAGCGCUUUCAUAGGUUUUAAAAUCACGACAUCGUUUCAAAAAACUUCGGAUAGGUACGUAAUACGAGCACACACAUCCGAACCCAUUCAUUCUUGGUCAAUAUUUCAGCAAUUCUCUCCCAAAUUCGGCCAUUAUUCAUCGUAAAAUGUAGAUUCAUAGUCUGCACCGAAAAAAAGCCUUUUCAGAUUACUGUAGCUUCAGAGCUGUAUUAAACAUGUGCAUUUUGUUAAACAAGCGCACUUAUUAUUGACCGCAAGCAAGUGUGGUUUACAAACUGGCAAAGUAAAACUAGUUACAAUGACUUGACCAUGAAUGAUAGAUAGUACACAAGACAUUUUUAAGGUUGAACUAGUAACAUAUAUUUAUUUUAAUUCAGAAAUGUACUCGCUAUCGUGUUUGAUCAAAUCUGCAAUAGAAUAAACCCAGUUGGUGAUGUUUUAAAAUCGAAAGCGUACAUAAUAGCAUUCUCUACAGAACCUCUUCAAAUGUCAUGGUUUCUCCGUUUACUUUUGUGUUCUUUUUCCAAAAUGUUCAAUAUAUUUUAAGAAUCGUGAUAUCUUUUAUUGUGUUAUGAUAAAGCUUGCCACCCGCCUUUUACGUCUUCAAAAACGUGCUGUUAUUACAAAUCAAAGAGAUUCUUUUUCGACUUAACGCCGAUCUUAUAAAUGAACUUUUCUUCAUUUCAAUUUUCUGCAAAGUGAUAAAUUGCUUAGUGUUGGAAGGUGCAAUAAACGUGUUUAUUCUUUUCAUCUUUUUUAAUAUGUAAGUUAAAGGUUGUUUACUUUGAUGCUCCACUAUUCUUUGCUUUGUGAGUGUUUUUUAUGAGUCCCAUUCAUUAAUGACGAGUCCCCAAGCCCCUCCGCUAUUGAUUUCCUCUCAAAACAAAGCACUUCGGUCUCACAACACAAUACGCGCGAACUAUGAAAAAAAAUAUUGUUUACAUUUUAAAUCUAAACAACAAACGUGCUUUGCACAAUUGUUUUGGGAAUAGAUCUUUUCAUUUUGGGUUUCAUAUAUGCUGGCACCUGCGAGACCAAAACAGAAUUGUCGGCAAAUUCAAGAGGUUUUUCAUUCAAUAAUAGCACUGAUUACUAAACAAGGUAGUGACAUAGCCAACAGCCACAGAGGAACAAUAUUACGCCGAAACAGACAGCAAUUUAUAACAAUGUUAACGUCGUGUUUAGCUUAAGAUUAUGAAACGUCGUGGGAACACGUUUGUUGCACGCACUUGUGUUUUUUUCAUUAAGUUCUUCUUGGGGAAGUCUCUAAAUUAUAAAUACUCUUCGUAUAAGUGAAUAAAAUGUUAACGCUAAAACUCUCUUGAAAAAUCAUCAGAGGUAUUGACACUUUAAAUUGACAUUAGAUAUUAAAGUGAUUAUGUAAGUUUCUCGUUGCGGAAUUUGUUCAAAAUAUUUACUCUCAGAAACGCCAUGUUUAAUGACAGGUUGAGCACUUUUAAAGAAAGAAAUUAAACGAAAAACCAUUAAGGCGAAACCACUGUCGUUUUUUAACGAGUGCCGGGUUGCCUCUAUGCUUUUGUUAAAGUAAUUGUUACAAAACCUUAACAAAAUAAAACCUUUACAAAUAGAAAACGUUUUCGUUAUCUCAAAUUUGUAAAGAGCGGACAUUUAGGGCCGUUCACAUCGGCGAGAACAAUUCAGAUUAUUACAUCUUAGAAUACAGAGGUAAUAACAGCCGAGCCGCGAAACAUUUUUCAAUUUCUCAGACUUUGAAAAUUAGUUUAAUUUUUGCCGGGGUCUUUGCCGCAGCCCGCCUUUCAAGUUAUUAAGUAUGCCCGAAAUGGCCAAAAGAAAACUUUAAUAAAGUCUACAUAGACGUUUCUUUGCGCUUUACAAAAUGAGCCCUCAAUUUAGUGCACGCUAAUAUGAAAAAAGUAAUAAGGCAAAAAACGUAUAAUGUACUUUAGGACUGGUGUUCAAUUUUUCGUUAGACAAUGAUACAACUGCAAGCAGAAAAACGUCCGGCCACAGUUAUUACACAAAGAGUGUUAUUGCCUAAAGGAAAGGAAUCUAAGCGGCGUUCGGUGUCCGGAAAGCUAGAGGGCAGAUCAACAAUGGAAAGAAAAGCUCACAUGUAUUGUAAUAAAAGUGCAGUGAACUGCCUUUGAACGAUAAACUGGUUCAUAUUUUUAUCAAUGACUCAGUUGUAAGCUGAAAUACUACAACGUUCUCUCUCUGCUUUUAAUUAGCCUUGUCAACAAUACAAAAUGACCACAACUAGCAAGCGGCACGCUAAAUCAGAACGAACUCAACGGUCCGUGUUACGAGAAUUUUAUUACUUCACAAGGCCGACGAAUGACAAACUUCCUGCCUCGGAGAAUGAGCCGACGGUGCCUUUGUGAGCUGCUGUGGUCGGUGACACGUGAGAGAAGUUCAAACCAAAUUUGAAUAUUUUAUUUAAACUAUUAUAAAAGCCGGCCUUUUGUUGUGGGCCAAACUUCAAUAAGAAAAUUAACGAGUAAUUUGGAUAAGUUUCGGUUUGAUAGGCAUGUGCUAAUUAGUUAUUCUGUAUUUAAUAGAAAUGUUCAGGUCCGCCGACCUGUUGUGUCAACAUUGAAUGACAUCGAAACCUGGAGCACGGCGAGCCCUCAAAUCGGCGACGAACAAAGGAAAUUUUUGAAGUUUUGUCGGUGUGUUUAGUCAGUGCCAUUUAUUUCGAUAACUUAAGUACACAGUAAACUGCGUACAAAAACCCGACAUCUGUCCCAAAGCUUAUUCAGAACGUGUCGAGGUUGUUUUUAAAGAUUAAGAAGUACUCGUCCGCCGGUUAAGACCAACCAACGUCUGUGUCAGCGAUCAUUUAAGGACGGGAAAGAUCUCGCGAUGCCGAGGCCUCUACGGAAUAGCUACGGCAGUGCAAAGCCACCUUAUUCGUACAUCUCGCUUACGGCCAUGGCUAUCCAAAGCUCUCCUCAGAAAAUGCUGUCAUUGAGCGAGAUCUACCAGUUUAUUAUGGAUCACUUUCCAUUCUACAGGGAAAACACGCAACGCUGGCAGAACUCCCUGCGACACAAUCUAAGCUUCAACGACUGCUUUCUGAAGAUUCCCCGAAGACCUGAUCAGCCUGGGAAAGGCAGCCUCUGGGCGUUGCAUCCAGACUGCGGAGCAAUGUUUGAGAACGGAAGCUUCCUGCGCCGAAGAAAGCGCUUCAAAUCCGAGAAGGAGAGGACGACAAAGUUGGCCAAGCUAAUCACAGACGAGACCAAAGAUCCCGCACAUAGCGCAGUUCACAUGACAGAUGACAGUGCAGUUCGCGGCUGUGUCUCGCCCGUUGAAGUCAGUCAGUCAGGCUUUAAGCAUCCUUUUAACAUAGAAAAUCUCAUUGGAUCUGACAUCAAGAGUGUACAGUCGUUCCCAGCCAUGACUACCCCCAUCCCUUCUCUUCCGACAUGUCCCUCUUGUAUGAACACGCCUCCGAGCGCAGCUCUACCGGGCUAUCAAGGAAAACUCUGGUCUGCAGUUCCAAGCGCGUAUUUCGCCAAACCGUGCACUCACCACGAGCGUUUAAAGGAAUACGAGAUCGCAAGAUUUGGACAACAGUUUUAUCACGCCGGCGAACUCGCGCCGUUUUACGGAGCAGUUCCUGUGUCGACGGCAGUUCUUCCUCAAGCCAUAUUCCGGUGACCGAGACGAUGGACAUUUUGCCUGCAACGUCGCACUAAAAGGAACUUUAUUCGCCACGAAACAUUUAGUGUAACACGGCAUGGUUAGAACAGCUCACAUGCUAAAUUUAAGGGGUGUUGUGAGCAUCAAUGACCUCGAAUAGUUAAAACCUUGCAGGUAUAUUUUCAGUGAUAAUGGUUGAGUUUUAUUGAAAAUUACUAUCAAAUGAACUGAAAAUGUAAAAGAAAAGUCAUUGCGGGUUACGUAACUCAAGCUUGCCUUCAGAUUGUGAAAAUGUCUGGCAAUUUUUCUAAACCCGACGUCGUGUCUUGGAGAAAAUCACAAGAAACUUAUUACAAUUUACUGGUCUUUCAACAUUCACUUGAUAUCUUCACUUUGGUCAGUUCUGGGAGCAUUUGCGAUCGUACUCAAUCAUAAUUGAAGCACUAUUUCGCCUAAAAAAUCCAGCGAAAUGGUGUCUCUUUGUAAGCUAAGAGGCUCAUAAAGCCAGGUUUGAGAAGAAGUGCCUUAACUGCCAAAAUGUUCGAAACACAAAGGUACCAGUGAAAAUGCGAAAUAUGAAGGUGACAGUUUUAAAUUGGUCCUUGUUACAAAACAACUAGGUGACAAGGUCUCUUUUAAUUUUAUUUCGCCCAGAAAUAACUUAAAUAAGCCUUCCUUAGCCGAGAUUACAACUCCAGAGGCCUAUUUUUGCUACAACACGAGAUUUUUUUCAGAUUCAGAAGCUAAAACAUAUGGAAGGCAAGCUUGUAAUGUGCGUAAUUCUAAAAAGCCAAACAAAUUCAUCUUCCAAAUCACAGUGUAUAAAAAAUCAUAUUUUUAUCGUGUAAAAAUUUUGAUUCGUGGAGAAAGAAAUUAUAUACGACUUAAGGGAAACAUUGAAUCAAAAAUUGUAUGUAUAUAAAUUGAUGUGUUUGAAAUGAAGACAGCUUUCCGAGUUAAAUGAUUUUAGUUGAGUUUUAACAUACGAUAUAGCUUUUAGAUUUAGCAGCUUCAGAGUUACUUAAAUUUACGAACAUUUACGUAAGUAUAGAUGUCGAAUAAACAUUUUAUUCUAUUUUUUCGUUCAUUUUACAGACCACCGUGGUAAAACGCUAAGUGUUUAUUGUACACGUUCUAAAAGAUCUAAAUAGUAUUUGAAUUAUUAGAUUAUACCGUAUAUUUAACUAGUUUCGAAUUGUAAACAUUUGUGCAAGGUUUUCUUAGCAUGUAUGCAUUUUCCAUCUCUGUUGGUUUUUAACGAGAACGCUGUUUAACCUUGAGUAAAUAAAUCUAAAAGGUAUUUGAAAAA
Molecule: messenger RNA, 5185 nt
Organism: Orbicella faveolata
Lineage: Eukaryota; Metazoa; Cnidaria; Anthozoa; Scleractinia; Merulinidae
Product: forkhead box protein B1-like
Biological process (GO): regulation of transcription by RNA polymerase II; anatomical structure morphogenesis; cell differentiation
Molecular function (GO): DNA-binding transcription factor activity, RNA polymerase II-specific; RNA polymerase II cis-regulatory region sequence-specific DNA binding
Source: RefSeq, a predicted model, not a curated record